Molecule: messenger RNA, 2407 nt
Organism: Lineus longissimus
Lineage: Eukaryota; Metazoa; Nemertea; Pilidiophora; Heteronemertea; Lineidae
Exons: 10
Coding region: 83-1867 (594 amino acids)
Cellular component (GO): plasma membrane
Molecular function (GO): protein binding
Source: RefSeq, a predicted model, not a curated record
UUUCGAACUACAAGGACUGUAACGAUAAAUACAGGGAAAGGGCAUGCAUAAACCCCUUUCGACGUCAUAACAUCGCUUUAAGAUGUCAAAAACCCUUCUGGAUAUAAGGGGGCUUCCCCAGGAGCCCCGAGUUCAUUUGCCAAAAGACCUAGAAGGGCAUAGCACGGAAUAUUUCAAUAUGUCUAUUACUACAUCAGCUGCUCUCGGAGGGAUCUCUAAGCUUUUCCCCAUGUGGGGUGAUCUGUUUGUAAUGUUGCUUGUGGUGUCGUUGCAAUCUCAGGGAAUCAAAGGAUUACACAGGGAACGGGACAACAGCGUGCCAGACUGUGGUAUCGAGGUACAAAAAUCAACAAGUCUCAAUUAUGGCUACAUCGACUGGGAUGGGGCGAACUACAACGGCUCUAUUAACUGUUCGUAUGUGAUUGCUUUGGCCCCAUGGGAGAGAGUCAGGCUCACUUUCCUGAAGUUCCGAUUGCCGUCCACCACACAAAACUGCACAUCCGGGUAUCUGCAAGUUGGUACUUCUGGUGAGAUGGGAGCGAGGCUGUGUUCAGAACGAGACGUUGCCUUGCCGAGAACGAGGGUGAUCAGGGGGAAGUCUGCAUGGGUCUCGUAUUAUUCGUCUGCUGCUGAAAAUGAUGCAUUCAUGAUCAAGUAUGAAGUGGAAAAUGAAACUGCCUGUGAUAGGACAUUGACGCUCGGUUCCUCCGCCUCGACCGCAAACCUUCCCAUUCUCUCAUCACAUGAUAAUCCACGAAACACGUCCUGCACAAUCCGGCUUGUCGCCCCUCAUGGCCAACUAAUUCGUCUGUCAUUCCGACAAGGGGCGCGGAGCGUGUCAAACAGCUUCUCAAAGGAGUCACAACAGGGUCUUACCAUCCCCGGCAUCUUAGACGGAAACUCGGCUUCGUGCAAAGCUGCAAAAGGUAUAAUCCGCUUUGGAAACCACCUCGACAGGAUGAGCGAUAAUUUCCCAUCCUCUUUUCGGCUUUGUAAAGACUUUGUCCCGCUUGAGUACGUCUCGCGAGGGAAUACGCUCUGGAUCGACUUCAGAGAGAACUCCGCCUUCAAUGAAACCAACUUGAGCAUUGAAUACGAGGUUCUUCCAAAAGUUACUUGUACAGACCAACAAUUCAAAUGUUCAGCUGUACAAUGUGUCGACAAGGCCAGGGUGUGUGAUGGGAAAGUGAACUGCAAAAACGGACUGGAUGAAUAUUGUGACCACGACCGAAAGAGUCCUGGUUGUUUCCUCUGUGAGGAUGGUAACUGCAUUGGGCCGAAGAAACCCUUCUAUGCAUUUGAUGCUGACAAACCACUGUGGUGGCUGUGUGAUGGUUAUAGCCAUUGUAAUGAUGGGACAGACGAGAGAGCAGACGUAUGUCGCCGAUUGCGAGGACGGCAUGAUUCCUUGUUUUAUUGCCAACCCAAAACAGCAAGAAACCGCGGUAACUACACGGUGGCCAUUUUAAAGCGGUUUUUAUGCGAUGGAAUCGAGCAUUGCUAUAAUGGCGAAGAUGAAAGGCAUCCAAGCUGUCAGAAAAAGAAAGGAAAGAGUCAUUUCAGGGCUGAAUGGGUGUACGUUCCCCUGGCGGCGUUUGCAUUACUUACCCUCGGCAUCGCCACCAUCUAUUUUUCCGGUAAAUCAUCCAAACGACGUAGCGGUGAAAAUGGCGACUACCUUGUUCCGUCAGUGGUGGUGAACAGCGCCGACGAUGGGGAGGAGUCGGAGAGUGAACACCUGGAGGGCAGCGCUGAGGAAACCCAGCGGACAACCGGCAAAUGCGGCAAGGCGGGGAAGAAGAAAACUUGGUUGAAUCGGUUUAUGUCCAGACCUCCGACCAUUCAGCAAAUUGAGACGGCUACGUGAUCCACAGCUCUCAUUGAUUUAUUACACUUCAGCCACUUUCGCAGCAAAUGUUCCAAUCUUGGCUAAUUCCCUGUGGCUGAGUCCGAACGUCUCCACCACGACUGUUGACUUGAAACUCGGGCAUGGGGAUUUGCAGUCAAAAAGUUAGUAUAAUUUGUAAAGCAUUUUCAAUCAUCGAUCAGAGGCUGAUUGAUAGCUUGUUCUUUGUCGAAAGGCGCAGAAUAUCUUUGAAAGCUUUAUGAUCAACGGUGCUUCGGCGUGUUUCAUCUUCGAUAGUCCGUCCUGACGGAGAAGCUAAAGCAUUAAGCUUAUUAGUUAUCAAUUAUAUUAUUGUAUAAAUUAGUCAUGCCCCUAUUUUUUUGUAAAAAAGUAGCUGGGAAAAAUUGAAAAAGCAAUUGUUGAUGCAAAGUAGACACGGGCACUGAGAAGUUGCGAUCGGCAUGGCGUCGUUGGUGCGAAUCGGUCGUUAUGUCGUAGAGUGUUUUUGUUAGUUCUAUUUAUCGUUUGUCACAAUCAUGCCCAUGUAUACUUGUAUCUGAA